Molecule: messenger RNA, 1285 nt
Organism: Solanum pennellii
Lineage: Eukaryota; Viridiplantae; Streptophyta; Magnoliopsida; Solanales; Solanaceae
Exons: 1
Coding region: 319-1032 (237 amino acids)
Source: RefSeq, a predicted model, not a curated record
UCAUGCACACAAAACCAAAUCUUAUCGCUGUCACCUUUUGGCCCCCCCUCCUAUUCUUUCCCACUAUAUAAACAAUCGUCCCCUCCAUUAUCUCCUACAUUGCUUCUCGAAUUCUCCUUCUCUCUCUUCUACCCUAAAUUCAAACAAGGACUUGCAACUAUCAAAAACCAAAACAACUCAAUUUUGCUUUUCUUUUCAUUUUUCUCUCUCUCUAGAUAUUAGAAAAUUCUAGACUAGACAACCUACUGUAGUUUCCCCCACAAGCCCCCACCAUCUCAUUUCUAAUCAUCCUGUUGUCCUUAUUCUAAAUUUCACAUCAUGAAAAAAGAGUUGAAAACUGAGAAUAAUAACAGUAACGGUAACAAGCGGUCCCGAGUUGAGUCAGGAUUAGACUCAGCUGGUGACUCGCCUGAGUCUAAACGAGUUAACACAGAGGUUGAGACAGAUCCUGACUCGUCCGAGUCGAGAGUGAGUCCCAACCGUUCAGACUCGCCGGAAUCGGAGCAAACAGAUGUGUACCUGGAUUCAACGGAGGCCAAGCAGAUAAGAGAAGAUAUAUUGGAUAUCUUAGAGGAGCCUGAUGCUCUGACGGAAUGUCCUCCGGAGGUUCAGGAUCUGGACUCUGUCAUGAAGAGUUUCGAGGAAGAGAUCCUUCACCACUCACCUUUGAACGAUACACAAACCGUCCUCGACCUGACUCCAUCGGAAUCUGGCGACUCACAACCGGACCUCGGAUACCUCCUCGAGGCCUCGGAUGAUGAGCUCGGUCUUCCUCCUACAAUAUCUCCGGCUAACGAUCAGGUUAACGUCGAAUCUGCCGUCAUGCCGGAGGCCGCUGAAUUUGCGAAUAUGGCUGGUUUUGAGGACGAAAUGCUUAAUUACGACACGUUCGAUUUCGGCAUGGACCACGAGGUUAGGGUAGGAGAUAACAGCAACGGCGACUUCGUGACGGUAGGAGGACUGUUUGAUUACCCUGAGCCGUCGGAUUUUUCCGAUUUCUCAUGGCGGCAGGAAUCCUUACCCGCUCUAUAAACAGAUGAAAUUUCUACCUAGGUUUUGUGAAUGGUAGCGUAGUUUGUACAUCUGAAAACCAGAAAGCACAAGAUAUAAAUAGGAAGCUCAUACUGUAGAAUCAAAUGUUUUCAGAGGCUAGAAAUUGGAUUUAUAAAGGGAAUUUGCUCAUUUGAACUCAAAUCUGAAUUCUUGAGAAUCGAUGUUAAAUUGCACUAUACAACUGAAUUGAUUUCCCGCCAUUAAUUAUUGAAGCAAAUAAAUUAAGAACAAA